AUGAUUUUGCAGAGGGACUUCUACAAGGCAGAAGCUGAGAAUGUUGAUAAUCCACAGCUGUCCAGAGAGGAGUCCGACCAGCUUGUUGCUGCAGUCGUGCGCUUCAUGCUCUUCCGCCAGCACCAGAAGUCAGACCAGCUUGUCCGCCGUGAUGAGCUGGGCAAGCUAAUCCAGAACACACACAGGGAUGGGGGCAGGCGCUCCGGUAACGUCAGCGCUUACGUUAUUGCCCAGGCACAGGCACAGUUCCCUGUGAUCUUUGGCCUGGAGAUGAAGAUGGUCGAGAUUCUGCCUGCCAGCAGAGCCGGAGGCAAGGCCAAAGGGGAAGCAACCCCUUCCAAGGCAUACGUGCUGCGCAGCUUGCUGCCUGAGGCAAUGCGCACUACAUUUGUCACGUCAGCCUCUGCUGAUGCAACGCCAGCAUUUGUGCUUCUGGUGCUGUCCCUCAUCAACCUUGCCGGAGGCGCCAUUUCAGAAGAUGACUUGUGGCGGCAUCUUGAGAAUGUGGGAGUUGAGGCCAAGGUCCCGCACCCAUCCCUGGGACAGCCAGAACACCAAUUGGAGUUGAUGUUGAAGAAGAGGUACAUUCUGGAGCAAAAGCAACCCAGCAAUGAGGGCCCGCUGAAGUCCUAUGUGCUUGGGGAAAAUUCAAUCGAUGAGAUCCAAGCCAAUGAGAUAAAGGAGUUUGUAGAUGAGAGACUUGAAGCCAUGGAGGCUGACGCAGACUAG
This is a messenger RNA of Coccomyxa subellipsoidea C-169, 729 nucleotides long. RefSeq names its product MAGE protein. The record is from RefSeq and is a predicted model, not a curated record. The coding region runs from base 1 to 729 and encodes 242 amino acids. Gene Ontology annotation, cellular component: nucleus. Lineage: Eukaryota; Viridiplantae; Chlorophyta; Trebouxiophyceae; Coccomyxaceae. The transcript has 6 exons.